Plasmopara halstedii is the source of this 156-nucleotide messenger RNA. RefSeq lists its product as uncharacterized. The record is from RefSeq and is a predicted model, not a curated record. Lineage: Eukaryota; Oomycota; Peronosporomycetes; Peronosporales; Peronosporaceae. The transcript has 2 exons. The coding region runs from base 1 to 156 and encodes 51 amino acids.
AUGAAUCUUAAUCUUGGUAUUUCGAGCUUGACUCUAUUGCUGAUGGACAUCAGCGACAAUAAUGUCAGGUGUAUGGGACCAUGUUUUGAUACGUCCCCAAAUAUAUGUCACGGCAGUGAAGAAUACGUCCCGGGUAGAUCAAUUUAUAAGACCUAA